Messenger RNA from Didymella exigua CBS 183.55, 1206 nucleotides. RefSeq lists its product as uncharacterized. Lineage: Eukaryota; Fungi; Ascomycota; Dothideomycetes; Pleosporales; Didymellaceae. The record is from RefSeq and is a predicted model, not a curated record. The transcript has 2 exons. Bases 1 to 1206 code for a protein of 401 amino acids.
AUGGCCGAAUCGACCGCUUCGCCAGCCGAGUCAAAAUACGCGGAUGAGGUCGGGCAGAAAGCGAAGAAGGAACCUUCGAGAGCUAGCAAAGGCUUUACCCCAUGGAGACCUGCGAUAGCCGAGCAGCCCAUUCCUGAAUGCGAGCGGCACCGGGGUAUAAUCCCGCGACCGAAUAGCGAAGCACCUAACGUUGACCGGCCCUCGGCCCACGAAAGCAACGGUGCUGUCCUGCCGCCCUUGUGGCAAGACCUGAAGGGCGCCAUUCUUGUCAAGCACGGUGACCGGUUCAUUGAAGGAUACGAUCAGGUGAAUUAUCUUUUCAUCCAGCUGAUGAACCUGCGGACCAAGGGCUCCAAGCCCAACGAGCAAGAGCCCAAACGUGACCCAAUAACGUACAUUUGCCACCACGGAAUGCCAUACUGGACUAAUCCAAGCGCGUUGAAUGUAGCAAACAAAGCCAUACAGUAUCAGAUUAAGAAAAACUCCCAUGAAGAGCCUUGGUCCAACGACGAGCGCGAACAACUGGCCACUAUCUUUCGCGAAAAACCCGACAUCUCUUUGUUGUCAGCAGCCAAGAUCUUUAACUACCGCGUUUGUCCUUCAGAGAGGCAGAAAAGGGGUGCAUAUCCGAUUGGGCGGUUUGCAGAGAGCAUCCAGCAUGAGUAUCGCAUUUACAAGGCGACUUACAACCUAGGCCAAGCACCAGUGCUUGUUGCCACAAAGGACACCCCGGUCACUAAGAAAGAUAUUCCCCUCGAAGAUCUGUACGCAACAUGGACUCAAGAGAAGAAAAAUAAUGAGAAGGCUGCGAAGAAGUCUGCCGCACAGACAUCCAGGGACGCUAAAAAGGGCGCCGAAACAGGUGGAAACGAGGGAUCAAAGCCUCGCAAGCACAAGACCAGUGCGGUAGAGAAGCCAACCGGAAAAAUGAGCGAGGCUGCCGGUGUUAAGAAGCUGCCAAGGUUUCGUAGAGGCCAGACUCUGACCAAUCCUUUUGUCGAGAUGACUGUACUAGAAACUAAUACCGCGCUCAGGACUGGGGUAAUUUUCGAGCCCUCGCAGGCCGAGGCUGCAUUUGUCGUGGGGCGGGUCGCUAAGAUGGCCCAAGCGGCUGUGGAGAAUGUCGUUGUGCAGGAGAGGUUCGUCGACAAAGCUUCACGGAGCGUGGAGCUCGAUGAGAACUACGAUGAGUACGAUGAUUUGUAG